AUGAUUCACGCCGCAGAAUGGCAGAGGCCGGGGUUAAGAGUAUGGGUGGCCAGAGUGCAGCCGGGACGUCCCACUGCGCAGCGGGUGCAGACCGGAUUAGCCGCGGCGGCGUGUGGACGGGUGGAUGACGGGGGGAGGGCUCUCGGGGGGAUGUUUCUGCAGACCGGAGAAGAGCUCAUCCAACCAGAGCCCAGAGAGUGUGGCUCCUGGAUGACCCUGGACACUGUGCACCGCUCUGGGGAGAGGGAGCUACACACGCCCAAAGAUAUGAAGAGGUGGUUUAUGUGGAAGGUCUUGGCAGGGAUUGAGGGAUUCAACCGUGAAUAUCAUCUCAGCGCUUGA
Molecule: messenger RNA, 342 nt
Organism: Knipowitschia caucasica
Lineage: Eukaryota; Metazoa; Chordata; Actinopteri; Gobiiformes; Gobiidae
Source: the annotation of a GenBank genome assembly